GGGGCCCUUGCGGGAGGGGCGGGUCAUCCCUGCUUCUCCUCGGGUCACGUGUGGCAGGAAGUAGCGCCUGCUGCGGAGUUUUCGGGAUGGGGACCUCCCUGGACAUUAAGAUUAAAAGAGCGAACAAGGUUUAUCACGCCGGGGAGAUGCUCUCGGGCGUGGUGGUCAUCAGUGGGAAGGACCCCGUGCAGCACCAGGGCCUCUCCCUGACCGUGGAAGGCACCGUGAACCUCCAGCUCAGCGCCAAGAGCGUGGGUGUGUUCGAAGCUUUCUACAACUCCGUGAAGCCGAUCCAGAUUAUCAACAGCACCAUCGAGAUGGUGAAGCCGGGGAAGUUCCCCAGCGGCAAAACCGAAAUUCCUUUUGAAUUUCCUCUGCACGUGAAGGGGAACAAAGUUCUGUACGAGACCUACCAUGGCGUGUUUGUCAACAUUCAGUACACCCUGCGCUGUGACAUGAAGCGGUCGCUGCUGGCCAAAGACCUGACCAAGACCUGCGAGUUCAUCGUGCACUCGGCGCCUCAGAAGGGGAAACUGACUCCGAGUCCCGUGGACUUCGCCAUCACCCCCGAGACCUUGCAGAAUGUCAAAGAGAGAGCCUUGCUCCCCAAGUUCCUGGUCCGAGGACAUCUGAACUCGACCAACUGCGUCAUCACGCAGCCGCUCACGGGCGAGCUGGUGGUGGAGAGCUCGGAGGCCGCCGUCCGGAGCAUCGAGCUGCAGCUGGUCCGCGUGGAGACCUGUGGGUGUGCAGAAGGCUAUGCCCGGGACGCCACAGAGAUUCAGAACAUUCAGAUCGCCGACGGGGACGUUUGCCGGGGCCUCUCGGUGCCCAUAUACAUGGUCUUCCCCCGGCUGUUCACCUGCCCCACACUGGAGACCACCAACUUCAAAGUGGAAUUUGAGGUUAACGUCGUGGUGCUGCUUCAGGGCGACCACCUCAUCACCGAGAACUUCCCGCUGAAGCUCUGCCGGAUGUAGGGAUGGAGCCGGAGGGAGGAUGGAGCCGGAGGGAGCACGGAGGUGCAGGGCGGGGCCCCUCCCGGAGCCGGAGCCGGAGCCACCGCAGGCCCAUCUCAGGGAUUCUGGGCAGAUGUGGACCUGACCCCUCAGAUCCGGUCACCUCCUUCCUCGUGUCCUCCACGCUCCUGCUCCCAGCGGCGCCUGGUCAGUCCUUUCCUUCGAAAGUCAUCGGGACUUCCCAGUGUCUUGGCAAGAUCAUUUCCUGUGACUCCCGCCUUCCAGCUGCUCGUUAGGGACUGAGGACAUGUCUGACCACGGUGUGAGCUUCGCUGGAGUCAGGUCCUGGGGACCUCAGGGGCCAGGCCUGUCUGACCGGGUCGCGACGUGGCCGGGACUGCGAGCCCAGAGC
Molecule: messenger RNA, 1371 nt
Organism: Myotis brandtii (Brandt's bat)
Lineage: Eukaryota; Metazoa; Chordata; Mammalia; Chiroptera; Vespertilionidae
Gene: VPS26C
Product: Down syndrome critical region 3
Exons: 8
Coding region: 87-980 (297 amino acids)
Biological process (GO): intracellular protein transport
Cellular component (GO): endosome
Source: RefSeq, a predicted model, not a curated record